UUUACGAUUUUUACUUUAUCAAAUAACAAUAAUGAAACUCUUUGUUGUUUUAUUUGCUACCAUCGCUCUGUUUUCGAUGAUGAGUUGCCAAGACGAUGAUGAUGAUCUUAGCGAUAUAGUGAAUCAGUACGCUUGUGAUGCAUGCGACGAUAUUACAUGUUUAGAUACGACCGAAUGUGGACCGAAUCCAGAUACUUGUAAUCAGUACCAAGAUUAUGGUGUACUUAAUGAAGACGACAAACAAUUAGUAUUACAGAAACAAAAUGAAUUACGCCAAAAGGUUGCAAGUGGAAGCCAAGAGAAUCAACCUAGUGCGACGAAUAUGUACGAGUUAAUAUGGGAUGAUAAAUUAGCCAAUAUGGCACAAUGUUUCGCUAACAAUUGUCAAUUUAGACAUAUUGAUUGUGAUUACGCUGAAAAUCCUGAUGGAUUUGGACAAAAUAUCGAUGAAUUAUUAACAAAUUAUAAACCAGACCACGAAGAUUUAGGUUAUGAUGGUGAUGUACAAGACUGGUAUGAUGAAGUGGAGUAUUUCCCAUCUAAUUUGGUUGGUGGUUACAAGGACGCUGGUAAUGGCACAUAUGAUGGUGGCGAUUUCGGACAUUAUACUCAACUUGUUUGGGCAAAAUCGAAAAAAGUUGGAUGUGGUAGCUCUUUGUUUUAUAUAGAAAAAUUAAAAAGAUGGCAUAGUUUGCUGUUUUGUAAUUAUGAACCAGCUGGUAACUAUGAAAACGAGCCUUUGUAUGAAGAGGGUGAGCCAGCGUCCAAUUGUGAGAAUGGCCCAUCAGAUGAUUAUCCAGGAUUGUGUAAAAAUGAAAAAGCUUAAAUGUGUUUUUUAAAGUCACUUGUUUGUAUCUAUAAUAAAAAAACUUUAUAAUUGCACUAUUAAA
Molecule: messenger RNA, 890 nt
Organism: Chrysoperla carnea
Lineage: Eukaryota; Metazoa; Arthropoda; Insecta; Neuroptera; Chrysopidae
Product: scoloptoxin SSD976-like
Exons: 1
Coding region: 32-826 (264 amino acids)
Cellular component (GO): extracellular region
Source: RefSeq, a predicted model, not a curated record